Prorocentrum cordatum is the source of this 1146-nucleotide messenger RNA. The record is from the annotation of a GenBank genome assembly. Lineage: Eukaryota; Dinophyceae; Prorocentrales; Prorocentraceae.
AUGAAGCCGCAUUCAAUGCCCAAGCUGGCGGCCACAGCCACUCCCCAAUCUGCCAGUCCCGGGAAGAAGAGCUCUGGCGGGCCGCUCGAGAGUCCGCUUACCAAGCGCAGCCGCUUCGUUGGCAAGCAAUCCAAGCAGUCCCUGCCUCCUGCAUCUUUUGCGGACUCCAAGCACCAUGAUGCUCUCUAUGGACCGCGAGAGCACAUUCGCCACCGCUUCCCUGGGCUCAUUGGGCUACGAUUGCUCAAUACGGUCAAUAAGUGGUAUCGUGCGCAGAAGGACCAGCGCCUUCCUUUCUUCAGCAGCGGCUUCGGCAACACCAACGGCACCAAAUUGCUCGUGAUGCACGACAUGAACCGCCGUGACCAAGGCGCGGUGGAGGAGGACUACACGCUAAAGGUCCUCAGUAUGGGCAGCGUCCCUGGCGUGCGAGGACAGCCAUGGGCAGUCUUGACUGCUGAUCGUGCCGACCCUGACGGCGACGGAGUGCCGCCCUACCAGUUGCUGACCUUCGGCACGCUUACGCGUGCGAUCUACAAUGCGAUCAGUAGGGAGCCUGAGAACCCGCAGGUGGAGGCGACGCUCGAGGCGGGCUUGCAUGGCGCUCAGAUCUACAGCUGCCGCACGCCCCCAGACGUGUGCGAAUUCCUCAUGGAGUUCCACAACGAGUUCCACCAGGGCAGCGGCUACACCUUGAUACAGUUCGUCCAGCUCACAGAGAAAUCCGAGGCGCAAUGGAAGGCGCAUGCGCAUAGCUCUGGACAGGACGUCACGAACCAGGAUAAGUACAACAGCCCCAACGUGUUCAACGACGCCAAGGCCAGCUUGCACGCCCGCAAACGUCGUGGCAUGUACCAGCCCGCCAUGGCCUUACUCGGGGCUACCUGCGAGUUCACGGAGCUCAAGAACGAGUUCGCCGCGUAUGCAAUCCACGAGCUGAUGAUUGUCCUGGAGACCAAGUACAAGCACGCGAUGCCGAAGGAGCUGCUGAUCACCGUGGGCUGCGAGAUCCUGAAGUUCAUGGUGCCGACCGUGGCGCGCAAGGAGGACGCUGCGCCAGGGUCUGACUCUUUCAAGAACAACCAGUUCCUCCAGUCGUUCGUCAGUACUCGGGAGUUGCCGUGGAUUCUCAACAGUCGCGACAAC